Spathaspora passalidarum NRRL Y-27907 is the source of this 1335-nucleotide messenger RNA. Its product is annotated as peroxisome biogenesis protein. Bases 1 to 1335 code for a protein of 444 amino acids. NCBI's taxonomy places the organism in Eukaryota, Fungi, Ascomycota, Pichiomycetes, Serinales, Debaryomycetaceae. Gene Ontology annotation, biological process: peroxisome organization. The record is from RefSeq and is a predicted model, not a curated record. The transcript is spliced from 2 exons. Gene Ontology annotation, cellular component: peroxisomal membrane.
AUGUCGAAACCGGAUACCAAUAGCCCCAGCAAUAAACCACAAUCAUCACCCUUACUCGUAUCUACGCCUCCCGCCGUAUCCAAGGCAUUGAUUAAAUCAUAUCCUUAUUUACUUAUCAUAAAUAAAAUCUUGUCAAUUGCCACCUGGACAAACGACGACUAUUGGGUCAAUAUCGUUAUUCUUUGUUUGUUUGCCCUUGUUGUGUUAUAUUUUGAAAGUUUGGUGGUUUGGAUAGGACAUCUUAUCGUAGUGGGGAUAAUCACCUUGUAUGCAUUGUUGAACAAUCAAAUUAUUGAAGAAACAAACAUGCAUCCUACUUUGGAUGAAGUUGUCCAGGCAUUGACUGCCACCUGUAUCAAGGCAGACAUGUUGUUGAAUCCAAUCACGUCGUUAUCGUUGACUGCAUAUGAUAUAAAGAGAUUGUUAUUCACGACAUUUUUCCUCACUCCACUAUACCUCAUCAUCACAUUUUUGAUAAUCAAACCACGGAUAAUUCUUCUAGUCACGGGGUUAUACCUUUUAUCCUACCACUCCUCAUACUCCCGUGUCACCAGACGAAUCAUUUGGAAAGUCAAGUUGGCUCGAUUGAUAGUGUAUUACCUCACGGGUUUGGAUUUCCUGAGGGCCAAGAAUCACUCAUUGUUUGCCGCUGCAUUCGCCAAAGUGCAAAAGAAUGCUGGGUUCGACACUAAAGGUGCAGGAAACAAGCCGGUCCGAUUCACUUAUGUGAUUUACGAAAAUCAACGAAGAUGGUUGGGGAUUGGCUGGACGUCAAAUUUGUUAUCAUACGAACGAACGGCAUGGACUGACGAAUUCCUUAAUGAAAGCUCAUCGAUCGAUACGUUUCAAUUGCCCAAUGCUUCUGAGGAUAAGAACUUCAACAACCCGUAUGAGGAUUCAAGCAAGAUCAAUUCGGCCACUUGGAGGUGGGUGGAUAAGACCUGGCGGUUGGAUUUGACCAACGAUGGUGCCAUCACCUUACCUAAUGCGAAAAGAUCCAAGACAACGGCUAAUCCAGGAUCUGACGAGGGGUUUAUUUAUUACGAUAACACUUGGAAGAAACCUUCUACCGAUGAUACAUUUUCCAAAUACACCAGAAGAAGAAGAUGGAUCAGAACAGCCGAGUUGGUUUUUGAUGAUUCGACUGCUAUUGAGCCUAAGAUUAGUAAUGAGAGUGUUGUUACCACCACUGGUGCCUCGAUUGCCGAUUCUACCGCAUCUACUAAAAAGACAAAGACUUUGAGGUUUGCAGUUGAAGAAGAAGUUGAGGAACAACCAGAAGAAGAAGAGGUUGAAAAUAAUGAAGAUGUCGAUAUUGCUAAGAAAAUUGACUGA